AUGGGUCGAAGAAAGAUCGAGAUCAAGGCGAUCAAAGAUGAUCGCAACCGCUCAGUAACGUUUUUAAAACGGAAGGGUGGCUUGUUCAAGAAAGCACAUGAGCUCGCAGUUCUAUGUUCCGUAGAUGUCGCCGUAAUAAUAUUUGGCCACAACAAGAAACUUUACGAAUUCUCAUCAUGUGAUAUGCGCGAGACGUUGCAUCGAUAUCAAUACCUCGGUCCGCCGCAUGAGCAUAAGGGUCCGGAGGAUUUUAACGGCAGGCGUGAUGACGAUGAUGAUGAGGAUGAAGAUGGCACCACACCUGCUCCGGAAGAUAUGCAUCCCACGCCCCCUCAGAAUGCCCCCCCGAUGAUUCCGCCUCAUCUCCAAGGCCAUCCAGGCUUCCAGCAUGUCAACCACGCACCAUCAGCCUCUCCUCCUAUCGGCAAUGGCAUCCCUUUCGAUCCCCGCCAUGGAACACCUCAACCGCAAGGUGUUUCUAGGCCUUCCUCUCGAAAUCACCUUCGACGAGUGAGCUCAAAUAUCGGUACUCAGUCGCAUCAUGCUACCCCCCCGCCGCCCCCGCCGCCUCAGAAUGGAUUCGCCUUCAUGCCCAACCCAUCCGUGUAUAAUCCCAACGCCCACAAUCUUAGCCAACCGCCCCGGCCCGCUCAGUUUGCGCAUUUUGGGCCUCCGCCUGGAGCGCAACAUCCCCCGCCGCCUCAGCAUCAGCCCAUGCCUGCGCACUCUUUGCCACCGCACUCUAUGCCCCCUCAGUCAAUCGCCCCGCACCAUCAAACACCCCCGCCGCACAUCCAACACCAACAUCAUCUUAUGGCUCCCCAGGCGCCUCCAAUGGGUAUCUCGCAAGCGCCGCAUGCCCCGGUACCGCAGGUCGCUCAAGCCUUCAUGCCUGAGCAAGGGAGAAGCUCAAUGCCGCCAACAUUCACGUCGGAACAUCAGCAGCCGCCCCCUCGAACGGUCUCCCUACCCGAAGCGCCCUUACCAGAUCAAAUACCUGGUCCCAUGAAGACGGAAGGGAGUCAGUCGCCACCUCACCAAAGAUCACUAUCCUCCAAGUCGCGGAGUAUCUUCACACCCAUCGACGAUCGGGGUUCGGUUCUAGCGCGGCAUUUUGGAGUCGGCCCUCCUAUAUCACCUGGCUCUCAAGCAAAGCUUGAAUCGGCACAGGCUGAAUCCGCUGAUCCAAAGCCUAUGAGCCAUCCAGUCGCGCCUCCGCCCCCUCUUCGCGCUGCGACGGAGACACCAUCUUCGCAAUCGGCUGCCGAUCUCAAGCCGCCGCCAAUACGAACAAAUAGUGGUCAAUUGCCAAAGCGCCCACAACUUAAAGUCCAGAUACCAAGCGAGAACUCGGAUCACGGCAGUGCGACGGCGGAAUCAUCCUCACGCGACUCCGCGGGAAACAAGACGCUUACGCCGGCUAAAGCCAAUCCCGAUACCAAUCACUCAGGAGUAGUUUUGCCUCCACCGUCACCAUCGGCCGGCGCGAUACUCAGUGCGGGGGCCCAAGGGCCCCCAAAUCCAUUCGCGAGGCCACCGCCUCCUGCUGCGGCUGCUGCAGCCGCAGCCCAAAACAAUAGCGCGUAUAAUAACAACAACAAUAUAGAGACACCGAUAUCCGCACUUCCUAGUCGCUUUGUAUCGGAUGCACUCCUUCCGUCACCGUCCAGCUUCUUCCCAGAGUGGGGUUUCGGUCGCUCUGGCCCGGACAGUAAUAUGCUUCCAAGUCCUCUCACUUUCCCGACGCCAGCAGUUCAAACGGGGCCCAGUUUUGGACGGGAAGACGAACAAGACAAAAAGCGCAAAAGCCCAGAUAGUGGACCGAAUGCCGAAGGAACCACGAAGAAAACAAAGACGUGA
Aspergillus melleus is the source of this 1860-nucleotide messenger RNA. RefSeq names its product SRF-type transcription factor RlmA (gene rlmA). The transcript has 3 exons. The record is from RefSeq and is a predicted model, not a curated record. Lineage: Eukaryota; Fungi; Ascomycota; Eurotiomycetes; Eurotiales; Aspergillaceae. Gene Ontology annotation, molecular function: DNA-binding transcription factor activity, RNA polymerase II-specific; protein dimerization activity; RNA polymerase II cis-regulatory region sequence-specific DNA binding. Gene Ontology annotation, biological process: positive regulation of transcription by RNA polymerase II. Bases 1 to 1860 code for a protein of 619 amino acids.